Messenger RNA from Lathyrus sativus (Indian pea), 2349 nucleotides. NCBI's taxonomy places the organism in Eukaryota, Viridiplantae, Streptophyta, Magnoliopsida, Fabales, Fabaceae. The record is from the annotation of a GenBank genome assembly.
AUGAAGUUUGGAAAAGAAUUUGUGUCACAAAUGGUGCCGGAAUGGCAAGAAGCAUACAUGAAUUACAUCUCUCUGAAAUCCAUUCUGAAAGAUAUUUCAAAGUUGAAUGAACAAAACAAAUCAAAGUCAUCAAUGGCAUCAACACCAAAAGGAUCAUUGAGAAGAAGAUUAACUCUCUAUAGAGCUUUUAGUGGUCUUAAUGGUAGUAAUCAAAGAGAUUCUUCAAGUAAAAGUGAAGAUGAAGUUAUACUUAUUCGUUCUAUAGAAGAUGAAGAUUCAAAAGGGUUGUAUCAAACUAUGUUUUUGAAGAGUUCUGAAGAUGGUGCAGAAAAAGAUCUUGAGUUUUUUAGAAAACUUGAUUUUGAGUUUAAUAAGGUUAAUGUGUUUUACAAGAAGGUGGUUAAGGAAGUUGUUGAUGAAGCUGAGGAGUUAAGUAAGCAAAUGAAUGUUCUUAUUGCUUUUAGAAUAAAGGUUGAUAAGAUUGGGUUUCAAAAUCUUGAUACUAGCAAUGGAAACUCCUCUUCAAUUCCCUUUAUGCGUCAUUUCAAUGAUGCCAAACAUGGUCACUCAAGUCUACACAUGGAUGUGAUUCAUGAGGUUGAAAUGAGCAAUGACAAUCAUUUUGAAGAACAUGUAAAUCAUGCGGCGCAAGCGAAUUCCAAGACUUCCAUAGAGGGAUUUAGACCAGCUCCUCUAGAGGUUCUUGAUCAUGUGAAGAUCAAUGUGAACCCACCAGAAACUCCUGUAUCAACCAUAAAAGGACUUUUAUCAAGCUCAAAAUCUGAUCAUACAUUUAACAAGAAAGAGCUUAAGAAAGCUGAUGAACAACUUAGCACAGCCUUAAAGGAGUUUUAUCAUAAGCUUAGGCUUCUUAAAAAAUACAGCUUUUUAAACUUGUUGGCAUUCUCAAAAAUCAUGAAGAAGUAUGAUAAGGUGAGUUCAAGGAAUGCAUCAAAAGAUUACCUAAAAAUGGUGGAUAGUUCUUAUGUUGGCAGCUCAGAUGAGGUUAACAGGCUCAUGGAUCGGGUGGAACGUGCUUUCAUUAAGCACUUUGCGAAUGGGAAUCAUCGAAAAGGAAUGAACUUAUUGAGACCGACCGCAAAGAGGGAGCGGCAUCGAACUACAUUCUUAUUAGGACUAUUUACUGGCUGCGCGAUCGCUCUAGUUGUAGCGCUAAUUAUACUCAUACACGCGAGAAAUAUUCUAAAUAGUGAAGGUAGAACGAAAUAUAUGGAUAACAUAUUUCCGCUUUAUAGUCUCUUCGGAUACAUCGUCUUGCAUAUGAUCAUCUACUCUGCGAACGUAUACUUAUGGAGGCAUUUUAAAAUCAACUAUCCAUUUAUAUUUGGAUUCAAAGAAGGAACUGAGUUGGGUUAUAGAGAAGUGUUUCUUCUUAGCUCCGGCCUUGCCGUACUUUCUAUGGCUGCUGUUCUCUCAAAUUUGGAUAUGGAGAUGGAUGAAAGAACCAAAAGUUUCUCAGCACUUACAGAACUAGUGCCUUUAGGCCUAGUCAUAGUUGUGCUUGCCAUAACAUUUUGUCCCUUCAAUAUCAUAUAUAAAUCGAGCCGCUUCUUCCUUGUUCGAUGCGUAUUUCAUUCCAUUUGCGCUCCUCUCUACAAGGUUAAUUUUCCGGAUAAUUUCUUGGCAGAUCAGCUUACCAGCCAGGUGCAAGCAUUUCGAAGUUUGGAAUUCUAUGUUUGCCAUUAUUUUUGGGGCGAUUUCACGACGAGAUCAAACAAGUGCUCUGAUAGUCACAUCUAUAAAACAUUUUAUUUAAUCGUAGCUAUUAUUCCAUUUUGGAUCCGUUUUCUUCAGUGUCUUCGCCGGUUACUUGAAGAAGGAAAUACAAUGCACGGACUCAACGGACUAAAAUACGUCUCAACAAUAGUUGCUCUUGCAAUGAGGACUAUUUCUAGUGAGUAUCACAGUGGAACUGUUUGGACAGUUCUGGCUGCAAGCUCUUCAACGUUUGCAACAGUUGUUAAUACUUAUUGGGAUAUCGUCAUGGAUUGGGGUUUACUAGUAAGAAACUCGAGAAAUCCAUGGUUGAGAGAUAAACUCUCCGUACCAUACAAAAGUGUAUAUUUUGUUGCUAUGGUGUUGAAUGUUAUACUGAGGCUUGCAUGGAUGCAAUCUGUUUUAGGCAUUAAGGAGGCUCCUUUCCUUCACAGAACAGCUUUGACUGCUAUUGUAGCUUGUUUGGAGAUUCUUCGCCGCGGAAUAUGGAAUUUUUUCAGGUUGGAGAAUGAGCAUUUGAACAAUGUUGGAAAGUAUAGAGCAUUCAAGUCAGUGCCUCUUCCUUUCAACUACCAAGAUGAUGAUGAUGAUGAAGACAGUGCAGAUACAUAA